Molecule: messenger RNA, 1611 nt
Organism: Dermacentor andersoni
Lineage: Eukaryota; Metazoa; Arthropoda; Arachnida; Ixodida; Ixodidae
Source: RefSeq, a predicted model, not a curated record
AGCUUAAUUCUUCGUUACGGGGCUUCGCUAAACGGGCACUGGGGGAGGGGGGAAAACACAGGUAGCGGAGCGAAGCAAACAAACGAACCUCAGCAAGAGAGGAAAGAAAAAAAAUAUAAUAGAAGAGCCACGUGCGUGUCGGCUUUCGUGCCGUAGCCGCGCCCCCCUCCAACAGCCCGGCGAGAUCCCCCUCACACGCGCACCUUAUAAAUAUCGCGAGGCGAGGCUCCGUCCGGGGGGAAAAUUGGUUGAUACGUGUUGUCUUCUUCCGGCGGUGUGUGUGUGUUGCACGUGGUGCGUCUGUUCGCGAGGAGUAUUCAGCGCCAGGUUUCCUGGCCCUCGACGACAGUUGGCGACGUCUUUCUCACGCGGCGUCUCGUCUUAACGCUCGUCGCACCCCGUCGUGUUGCGAGACAUCUUCAGCUGCCAUGGACAAGCUCACAAUUGCUGUUCUCUUGGCCAUGAUGUCAGCGGCGCAAGCCUACAUCAUUCAGCACGUGAAUCCUUACUCGCAUGUGGUACCCGGGAAAGUCUUCGUUCCUUACCCGGCCUACUUCGGCCACAUACCAUUCGGGCACCCACAUGUCGUGCACACGCCGGUGUUCGUCAUAGGUCACGCACCUCAUCCUGCCGGAAAGCCUUCGGUUCCUGGUUCGAUACCCGGCCACCAUCCGGGCAACGUGCCCGUUUACCCGCCGCACUUUCCCGGGGUACCGGGCGUGAUUCCGGACAGCGGACCAGGAGUCAGCAUCCCGCCUGUAGGCGAGCCGAGGCCGGACGGAGUGCCGCACCCAGGUGGCGCUCCGAUACCGUCGGGCCCCGAGUGCACGCUUUGUAAUGCCGGGGGUGGUCGAGGUACCAACGGUAACGGCGGGCCGGUACCGACACCAGACGAAGGCGGCCGAGAAGACGAGGGUCCCAUGUCUGGUGGGGAGACGCCCAGGAUGGGCGUUCCAGACGGGGCACCGAACCCGGAGGAGCCGAAACCGGAAGCACCGAAGCCAGAAGAGCCGGCACCGGAAGCACCGAAGCCAGAAGAGCCGGCACCGGAAGCACCAAAGCCAGAAGAGCCGGCACCGGAAGAGCCGAAGCCAGAAGCACCGGCACCCGAAGAGCCAAAGCCAGAGGAACCGGCCCCGGAGGAGCCAAAGCCUGAAGAGCCGGCACCGGAGGAGCCAGCAACAGAGGAACCGAAGCCAGAAGAGCCUAACCCUGAGAGGGAGGAACCAAAGCCCGAGGAAGAAAAGUCUAGCGAGGAAGACGGAGCCCAGACGACCGAACAAGCUUCAGUCGACGAAGCCGCUCCAGCGCGUCUGCUGUUGCCGAAAAAAGGUGGUACGGUCGUUCGAUAGCCGGUAUUCUAAUGGUUCGUACGCUUCGGACUUGCGCAGGCUGCGAGUGUCGAGACUGUAUUUUUUUUUUCACCGUACAAACGUAUACGCGGACGUUGUUCGUCUCGCAUGGGCAUCUUGUAAAUCUAGAAGGUCUGCAGGUUUGACCAAAGGCGGGUAUGCACCUGAUAUGCCGAAGGCCGUCGCAGUGAUAUUUAAGCUUGGAACUCCGCGUCGGGCAUUACGAAAAUGACUAGAAUAAAAGCGGAGUUGAAGCCAA